Molecule: messenger RNA, 1469 nt
Organism: Rhinolophus ferrumequinum (greater horseshoe bat)
Lineage: Eukaryota; Metazoa; Chordata; Mammalia; Chiroptera; Rhinolophidae
Gene: CFAP96
Product: chromosome 4 C4orf47 homolog
Exons: 8
Coding region: 346-1278 (310 amino acids)
Cellular component (GO): centrosome
Source: RefSeq, a predicted model, not a curated record
UCCGCAAGUCCUCCCGUAGCGUACUUGGAAUGGGUUCUCCCGUACCCGAGGCAAUGCGCCACAAUAAACACCAACAGUGUGCAGAUUGUGCGGUGGCUCUGCUUGGCGAGGUCCCGCGCACCAAGCGCUUUCGCGAGGGUGACGCGCAGCCCUGGUCGCUCCUGCAGCUGAGCUAAUCUGGACUGGAGCUGAGAAGGCCUGGCUUCGGUUGUCGGAUUGGGUCCCCUCCUGAGAGGUGACGACGUGAUCCUCGCAGCCGCCAGAUAGGAUUUAGCUCCAAAAGAAGUAGCCCUAAGGAAGCUUUUGAAGUUACCAAUAUAGAUAAUACCACCACAAGAAGCAACCAUGCCUGCAGAAGGAGGGAAAACUGAUAUGGAGAGAAUCGGCCUCUUCAGUGAGAUGGGAUAUAUCACUAUUGGUGAUAAAUAUGUGUCACAAUUUAAUCGACCCUUUAAUGAACCUGCAAGCAAAAAUAAACAGAUGCUACCUGGAGGAUCCAAAGAAAUGUCAAAUCUCCAAGCAGGUUAUUUUGAUCCCCAUUUUGUAAGGAUUUUUGAAGGUGAAGGCUAUGUAAGUCUGAAUCAAGUGAGGAGACGGCAUAUGAUGGAAGAAACCAAAAAAAAUCUAGGCAAAGCCUUCCUCCCUAGUAAUGGAAAUAAAAAGCUAUGUGGAUUAGGAAGCUACUAUGGAACAAUAGGUGGACCAGUCCCAUUCUUCAGUGUGCAGUCAAAACCCAGAGAAAAAUAUGAGGCACCUGGAAAGAAUUUAUACACAAACCCAGGAAAGAAAGGAACUGGAUAUGGCUAUGCAAAUGUUACCAUAGGUAAACAGUUUUCACACUCAGCUGAUUUCUACGAUGCAGCAAAACUAAAUUAUAAGAAAGAGAAUGAAAAACACCAAAAAUUACUUAAAGGGGCACCUUUCAAGUUAAAUCUUUACCCAAGGGCAUAUUUUGAUACCAAUCCUUAUUUGUCUGAGAAAACUUUACCACCAAUUAAAAAAGUAGAGAAGAAAGACAUACUCGCAAACCCCUUUAAGCCCUCUUCUCCUGGUAAAAAGGCUGGUGGAAUGAAGGCAGGAACAUUUGAACCUUACCCUUCACAUUCUGCUGACCCUUAUGUGGGUAAAUUGACAAGCCAAACUUCCAGUAAAGAUGUUAAGAUUUUCCACCCACCAGGUGGACCAAAAAGCAGACCAAUUGAAAGUAUAAUGACUUUGAACGUCAAAAGGUCACUAAAUAUGAAGAACUACAAGACUGCUUCAUUACAGUCCUAUUAGCAUCUGGAAGACAAAUAGCUAUCUAGAUCCUGACUACCAGUAAUGCAUUAUCAAGUGCUAAUGAUUUGAAAAAAUAAAAGAUGUUGUGGAACAGAUAGCUUAAGAAUUUAAAAGAAAUUUAAGCCUACCAUUCUAAUAUUCUUCCUAGUUUUACUACUAUUACUUAAUGAAUAAAUGAUAUUUGCUAAUAA